UCAGCGAGCCGGCUGGCACGCCCGCCUGUGUUAGUAUUAGGCGUCCGUCCGUUUAUUUGGACGGCGGGAGUGACGUCCACCCUCCCCGAAAGCGGUCGUGGCGCCGCGGUUCGCUGCCAGUGCAGACUUGCUGCUCCAGACGCCCGCAGUUAGUGACGAGAAGCGCACGCAGGUGUGGCGCCGCUCAAGGGCUGUGAGGCGUUGUUAGGUGUUGUCGCGGCCGUGUUUUUGGAAGGCAGUCUGAGAGUCUGAGAAAUCGGAUUAUGUUUAGUAGGGUUCUGAGGGAAUCAGCAUGAAAACUCAUCCAGUCCGCUAAAUCACUUCCCUUAGGAUCAGGACGUGAAAGUGGUGUAUUUCAUAUGACACUGUAGACAAGGGAGUGCCUUGCCUUUAAUAACGAAGUUCAGCCUGCAAAAGGGAGCAGAUGCCGGAGGACUGGAAAAAGGAGAAGCAGCAGCAGGUCCUGGAAGCGUGGGGCAAGGAGGUGGACGCCAGUAGGAUGGCCUCCGAAGAGGCGAUGGAGCUCCAGCCGAAGGGGAAGGACGCCCCUGCGCUCGAAAGGGGGGAGGACGGCUCCGACCGCUGCUGCUGCCGCUCGCCCUGCGGGGAGUGCUUGGGGAUCUUCCUCAAGUACACGGUAGGUCGAACCAUGCAACUCUCCUUAUACGUACUAGACAUUGUAACGGACGUCGGCGUGGCUGUCACUGAUUAUCGAGCAGGAGACAACAUCUUUGCAUACCUGACGCUAGGCUUUGUGUUCGCCCCCGGGUUCCUAUUCUCCCUCUUCGCCUUCACGGAGGUUGUCAGCAACAACACGGGCUUCUUGGCGUGCCUCAAGGCGCCGCUCUGGCUCAUUAGCUUCCCAGUCCUGCCCCUUUGGCCGGUCGUGAGGGAUUUGCGUCAGAUCUUUCACGGCGUGAUGGCCCUUUUCCCGUCCCGCCGCCAACAGCAUCUCGAGUACCUGAAUCGCCCGAGCCGCGCUUACCUUGUCAAGUUCCUUGAGGCGUUCACAGAGGCGGCGCCGCAGCUCCUGCUCCGCCUCUACAAAAUCACCCUCAGGCGACAACUUUUGCCUUUCUAUCAGUUCGACACAUUGGAAAUCGUGCAGAUAUCCUUCUCGAUGCUGACGCUCACCACCAAGAUCAUCUCGACGCACCAGAAGAACGUCACCACCAAACAGAUCAUCGAGGGCGACAUGGAGGACGCUCAGCGCUUCAGGAUGCCUUGCUUCGUUCAGAUCUUGGCACUCCUCUGGUGGGCCGGCUUCCUGGUCGCCCGGUUCCAGGCGAUGGCUCUCUUUGCCGGCUCCUUGAAAUCCUGGAUCUUUCUUGUCAUCGGUGUCCACGUGGUCUUGGUGUUCCUCUUCCAGACCGUUGCGGCAGGGAAGAACAGGUUAAAAAGAGUCUUCAUCUACCUCUUUAGCGCCUUCAUCUUCAUCUUCGCCUACUUGCAGUUCAACAUGAAAGCGAGACUAAAGGUGGCAGCUUGGUUCCCAUACACUGUAUAUGCAAUAUUGGUGUUCCUGGAGAACUCGGUCAUGCUUGUGUUGUGGUUCAUGAGCCAAAUGAACGCCGUGUCCGUCUUGCCUGAAGAGGAGCAGGCGCUAUACAGGAUUCACAGGGAGCGUCUCAUCCUCAUCCACUAUGGCUGCUUCUGCUUCGGUCUCUUCAUGAUGAUCCUCACCUUCGUCUGCGCCCCAGGGCCAUCCCCCGACGCCCGCGAGGAGGAUGAAAAGGAGGAAAAUGUGGGCCCUUCCGUCACGAGGGCGUCGAAGUUCAACCACGGAUGAAUGUGGGAAUGGAGAUGCUAAUAAUAUAAAAAGAUUUGAUCAUAUCCUAGAUUUGUUCGGCAUAUCACUUUGUAUUCAAAUAUGGAGUAUUUAUAUAGAAUAAAGUAAUUUUCUCUAAAA
This is a messenger RNA of Penaeus indicus, 1909 nucleotides long. RefSeq lists its product as uncharacterized. Lineage: Eukaryota; Metazoa; Arthropoda; Malacostraca; Decapoda; Penaeidae. Bases 425 to 1789 code for a protein of 454 amino acids. The transcript is spliced from 8 exons. Gene Ontology annotation, cellular component: plasma membrane. Gene Ontology annotation, biological process: engulfment of apoptotic cell; phosphatidylserine exposure on apoptotic cell surface; apoptotic process involved in development. The record is from RefSeq and is a predicted model, not a curated record.